AUGAAUUAUCCAUAUUCAGCUGCACCAUAUUUUCAAGCAACAAUGGCACAAGCCAUGCAAGCAAUAAUGACUGGUAGUCCAUUACCAUCUAAUUGUAUUGUUGUAGCUGUACCAAUGGAACAGGCAAAACAAAUGUUUCCACAAUUAAUGACGAAUUAUGCAUCAGGUGGUAAUGCGAUGGUAUUUUCUCGACCAUCAUCAUAUUAUGGUCAAUUUUAUCAACCACAAAUAGGACCAUAUUCAAAUAAUCAACAAUCAAAUGCUCUUGUACCUUAUUCAAAUUAUAAUUCACCAGGUUAUAAUCAAAAUUAUAAUUAUCCUGUAGUUCCAUAUGUUGAUUAUAACCAUCAAUCAAAGAAAACAAAUCAUCAUGGUAAAAAAUAUCAUUCAGAACCACAUUCAAAUGUUUAUAAUUCUUCAUCAUUUGAUACUCAUAUGGAUAAUUUAAGUUGGAGUCGAUUAUUUGGCCGUCAUCAUCAUCAUCAUCAUUAUCAUCAUUCAAAACAACAAAGACAGGAUCAAGGUGCAAUUAGUUAUGAACAAAAACCAAGUUCAUCAAAACAACAACCACAACACCAAGUACCACCACUUGAUUCUGUAACAUUAUCAUCAUUAUCAUCAACAAGUUCAUCAUCUACUACAAGUGAUGAAUCAAUUCGACGAGUAAAUGUAUCAACUAAACAACCAGCUAUAUUAUCAUCUUCAAAACAACAACAAAUAAAAGGUAGCUUACCAUUUAAAUAUUCCUCAGAUUUUGUUCCAGAUAAUGGAAAACAACAAUCACAACAAUCACAAAAAUCCAAUAAACAAAAUACAAAAGUUAGAGCUGAUGAUGUUUUCUAUGUUAAAACAGUUCAACCAUCUCAGCCAACAUCAAAAAAAUAA
Molecule: messenger RNA, 885 nt
Organism: Rotaria sp. Silwood1
Lineage: Eukaryota; Metazoa; Rotifera; Eurotatoria; Philodinida; Philodinidae
Source: the annotation of a GenBank genome assembly